Messenger RNA from Haliotis rubra (blacklip abalone), 1003 nucleotides. Its product is annotated as globin-like. The transcript is spliced from 4 exons. Gene Ontology annotation, biological process: oxygen transport. Gene Ontology annotation, cellular component: hemoglobin complex; extracellular region. Bases 286 to 831 code for a protein of 181 amino acids. Gene Ontology annotation, molecular function: heme binding; oxygen binding. Lineage: Eukaryota; Metazoa; Mollusca; Gastropoda; Lepetellida; Haliotidae. The record is from RefSeq and is a predicted model, not a curated record.
AUUUUCCUCCGUGUGUGUGGAGCGAUAUAAGUGCAUGUGUAUAUAUAUAGAUAGGUUAAACAAGAUCCAUCAGAGAGAGUAGGUGGACCUCGUUACGGGAAGUCUCACAGAUCAUUUCGUGAGUGGGAUUACACCGAAGUAUCCCGACGCUCGGACGCGGACGCUCUUCCAGUGUGUUAGUGGACUUUAAAUCUACCUUCAACACAGCACUGCCUCAGACACUUCUCCACCCGCUUGCUACAAGGAUAUGUGUACAGUGACGAUCUAAAGACUACCGACUACACGAUGGGUGACACCACGGCGAACAACAACGUUGCAGCAGACGACGACUCAGUCGUUGACCCUGCCACCGGACUCACCCUCCGUCAGAAGAACCUGAUAAUACAAAGCUGGGAGAUUAUCGGCUCACGUCAGACGCAGAAGAAGAAUGGAGUACAGUUAUUUCUGGACCUCUUCACAGCUUAUCCCGACCAACAGGGAUUUUUUCCUUUGUUCCACGACAAGUCUGUAGAAGAACUGGCGACAAGUUCUAAGAUGCGUGCCCAUGCAACCACCGUCAUGUAUCAGAUAGGGUCUCUUGUGAGUAACCUGGAUGAUCCGGAGUGCUUGGUGGCUCUGAUAGAGAAGGUGGCGAACAACCACCUCAAAAGGGGAAUCAGAAUGAAGGAGUUUGAGGAGUUGAGGACAAUGUUUAUACCGUUCCUGAAGAAGAGUCUUGGAGACGAAGCGACACCGGCCCUCCUCGAGGCUUGGGACAAGCUCCUGGCUGUCAUGAACACUGUCGUUUUGGGCGUUGCCAAGGAACAGGGGCUGCUUAACGACGCGACGUGAACCAAGGGAGAUAAUCCACACAAAAAGACAUUUACAAGCAAUAUUUUCAGGACCACUUUGCAUUUAGUUGCUCAACAAAGCGUCGAUAGAUCGCGCGGUUGUCGUGUGAUUUGGGCGGAGUCUGUUAAGCUGAUUGAUGUUAAAGGUUAAUGAAUAAACUGUUUAUCAAUUA